This is a messenger RNA of Blumeria graminis f. sp. triticale, 2061 nucleotides long. Lineage: Eukaryota; Fungi; Ascomycota; Leotiomycetes; Helotiales; Erysiphaceae. The record is from the annotation of a GenBank genome assembly.
AUGCUCCACAGAACUCCUCAAUCGAUGGACUCUCGGCCUAAAACACAGUCAGCUCUCUUUCAAGUUUACUUGCGUUUAAGACCUCCGCUCUCGCCUACAUCCCCAGGUUAUACGGAAAGGUUUUUGACAGUACAAGAACCUGAAGGUGAUGGACUGUCUACUCAGAUUACCCUUAACCCACCAAAUGAUAAUCGUCGUCGAGCAGUCGAGAAAUUCGUUUUUACUGAUAUUUUCGACGAGGACUCGAGCCAGCUCGAUAUUUUUCACGGGACGCAGCUUAUAUCGCUAGUCGAAGGUACCUUAGGUGCAGACGGUGGCGAUGGCCGUGAUGGACUUUUAGCAACGCUAGGUGUAUCAGGUAGUGGAAAGUCGCAUACCAUUCUCGGCUCUCGUUCCCAACGCGGUCUUACCCAGCUGGCCCUCGAUGUGCUAUUUCGUGCAAUCGCAGAGAACAACCUGGCAACUGAGAAAGACAAUUCGAUUCUCACAACUAUUAGUGCCUCUGAUGCAAGUGAGGCACAGGUUUUGCCGGCACAAACUUUCUUGGAUGCCAUCUUCAAUGACUCCAGCAACGCGUCUCGUGCCGGCUCAAGAGCUCAAACGCCAGUUAUUGGCGACUCAAACUUCAUUUUCACUCCACGGAAACCGUAUCCACCUCAGUGUACGCCUCAGCUACCCGAUAUCUCCCAUAUUACCGCAGCUUGUGAUAAGAACGCCGAAUAUGCAAUCCUGAUCUCCAUGUAUGAAGUGUACAACGACCGAAUAUUUGAUCUGCUGACCCCGGCAUCGCAAGGCAAAUUUACCAAGGAAUAUCGCCGGCGCCCGCUGCUCUAUAAGCACACCGAGCUUUCACCAGACCGAAAAGUCGUAGCCGGACUCCGAAAGGUACUUUGUGGAACUAUGAAAGAGGCGCUCAUGGUACUAGAAGCAGGGAUGUACGAGCGAAGAGUUGCAGGAACCGGAUCUAAUAGCGUCUCUUCUCGAUCCCACGGGUUUUUUUCCGUUGAGGUCAAGAAGCGGAUGCGAAAUCGAUUGUCAGGAAUGUGGCAAGGUAGCUCACUAACUAUCGUCGACUUGGCAGGUAGUGAGCGGGCCCGAGAAGCGAAAACACAGGGAGCCACCCUCGCUGAGGCUGGAAAAAUCAACGAGAGUCUAAUGUACCUUGGGCAAUGUCUGCAGAUGCAGUCAUAUCUCGGAAAUGGCACUAGACCUAACCUUGUUCCUUUUCGGCAGUGUAAAUUAACAGAGCUUCUCUUCUCCAAUAGCUUUCCAACGACCAAUACGCAACCUAUGCCUUCCCCUCAGCGCAACCCACAGAAGGCUAUCAUGAUUGUAACGGCCGAUCCUCUUGGCGAUUUCAACGCUACAUCGCAAAUCCUACGCUACUCUGCCCUCGCACGUGAAAUAACUGUGCCACGUAUUCCUUCUGUAACGUCAACCAUUCAAGUACAGACCAGUACCCCUCACCAUAGCGGCUCCAUGCGUGGAUGGGGCAAAGUUAACCCUGGCGAAGGUGAUCGAGAAACAAUGGAGAUAGCUGCCCUUGAAAUUGCCCGAAUGAGUGAGGAAAUUGACGGCCUUCGUGCUGAGCUUCGUUCAGAAACUGAGCGGCGCCUCAAAUCAGAAACACGGUUAGAGACACUAUCCAGCCGAAUCACCGAAAUUGAAGCUGGGGUUCGCGAGGAGUGCUUCCAAGAGAUGGAGCAUAGAAUGGAGACCGAAAUCCAACGCUGGAAGGCAACCUGGGCUCUAGAGGCUGAUUUAAAAGACGAGCACCUAGAUCGCAAGCUGGAAAUCUUCGCACGAACAUUCCCAACAACACUCAACAUUUUGGAAGAUGAGAAUAAAGAAAAUAACUAUAGUUGUCCCAAAACAGAUCUUGAAGAGGAGAAUGCGCGCUUAAGAAAAGACAUCGAAUCACUAAAAAGAGAUCUUAUCGUACGAAGUCCCAGUAAGCUGCCGCGUCUACCCCGGAAGGAGAAAAAUACGUUUCCUCUCACCCUUGGUGGGAGUAACUCGAUGAGUCCUGGCGCAAGAAGAACUCCUAAGGUGUCAAGAUAA